Nymphaea colorata (pocket water lily) is the source of this 2803-nucleotide messenger RNA. RefSeq names its product nucleobase-ascorbate transporter 12. The record is from RefSeq and is a predicted model, not a curated record. The transcript is spliced from 12 exons. Gene Ontology annotation, biological process: transmembrane transport. NCBI's taxonomy places the organism in Eukaryota, Viridiplantae, Streptophyta, Magnoliopsida, Nymphaeales, Nymphaeaceae. Bases 320 to 2467 code for a protein of 715 amino acids. Gene Ontology annotation, molecular function: transmembrane transporter activity. Gene Ontology annotation, cellular component: plasma membrane.
AAAUAUAGGAAGAGGUAAAUGUACCAGCUGGGGCUCAUUCAUCUCAGCGUCUCAUCACCAUCCUCACCGCUGCUGCUGCUGCUCUCAUUCUCUCUCUCUCCCUCUCAUCUUCUUAGUUGUCUGUUUUGGCGUUUACAAUCUUUUAGCUCUGAGAAAGCGAGAGGGUGAGAGCGAGAGCGCCACCACUGGUCCACUGGGCUCAGUUUCAACAGGACCUAAUUCUCAGGUAUCAGAUCUACCCACCAGAAGACCACCAUGGCCCUCUGAUAGCCGGAUACGGGUGUCGUGGCCUGGGGGGCACAAGAAGAAGAGAGCAAGAAUGGCGUCUUCCGCUCCUCCUCCUCCUCCCCCUCCUCCUCCUUCUGCUGCUCCUCCUCCUUCUAAGAGGGGUCGUCCCGGUCCAUGGCCUCCUUCUGCCGACGACGCGACGACCAGCAGCACCACUACUGGCGGAACAAUGAGCUCUUCCUGGGCGAAGAGAGCUGGGUUCAAGACUCGCUUCUCGGGCGAGACCACCUUCAGCACCGGCGACUCCGGCCAUAUCAUUGGCACACGAUCGCUGGAGAACGAGGUCCAGCCCGAUCUGGAAUCCGGUCCUCAGCGUCCGGUCCCCACAUCUACCGCGAAUGGUACUCUGGAGAGGGAGAAAAUGCAGCCCUCCACCGCCGGAUCCGUCCCCAAGAAGAGGCGGGAUUCGGACGCCUCGCUACCCAAGAGCGCCCCUCUCAACGGCCAGCAGCAGCAGGUCCGCUCGGAUCCCGCUUCCAGACCUACUCGGGAGGACGAGGUCGAUACCGUUCCUCAUUCGCACGACGACGAUGGGUUUCUUCCCCGGCACUCCCACAUGAAGUACGAGCUCAGGGACACUCCUGGACUCGUACCACUUGUGCUGUAUGGAGUACAACAUUACGUUUCUAUGGUGGGUUCACUGAUCCUGAUUCCCCUCGUGAUCGUCCCGGCAAUGGGAGGCAACAGUGAUGAUACUGCAGCAGUGGUGUCAACCGUGCUGUUCCUUUCUGGAGUGACGACACUUCUGCACACGCAUUUUGGGUCGAGGUUGCCGUUGAUUCAAGGCCCAUCCUUCGUAUACCUCGCUCCAGCUCUGGCGAUAAUCAACUCAGCAGAUAUCCAGGGAAGAAAUGGAAAUAGCUUCAAGCAUGCAAUGAAGGAGUUACAGGGAGCUAUACUAAUAUCUUCUGCAUUUCAAAUGAUAGUGGGAUACAGUGGUCUAAUGUCAGUCUUUUUGAGGUUAAUCAAUCCAGUUGUUGUAACCCCAACGGUGGCAGCUGUUGGUCUCUCCUUUUUCAGUUAUGGAUUCACUCAAGUUGGUAGCUGCCUGGAAAUUGGUCUGCCUCAGAUAUUACUGCUCAUCGUAUUUGCUCUUUAUCUUCGAAAGAUUUCCAUAUUUGGGCAUCGAAUAUUUCAAAUAUAUGCAGUCUCCUUGGGUCUCGCAAUUGCAUGGGCCUAUGCUUUUCUUCUUACAGAAGCUGGAGUUUACAGUUAUAAAGGUUGUGAUGUAAACACACCUAUAUCAAACAUAGCAUCAGCUGCCUGCAGAAAGCAUGUACCAAGGAUGAAGAAUUGCCGUGUUGAUACUUCACAUGCACUCAAAACUUCUCCAUGGUUUAGAUUUCCAUAUCCUUUGCAGUGGGGUACUCCCGUCUUUCAUUGGAAAAUGGCCCUUGUCAUGUGUGCGGUAUCCAUAAUUGCAUCAGUUGAUUCAGUUGGAUCAUAUCAUGCAUCCUCUUUGUUGGUGGCAUCAAAACCUCCAAAUCCUGGUGUUGUAAGCCGGGGUAUUGGUCUAGAAGGCUUUUCAAGUGUCCUAGCUGGCCUUUGGGGCACUGGAACUGGGUCAACAACCCUAACUGAGAAUGUACACACUAUUGCUGUCACUAGGGUGGGCAGUCGACGAUCAGUUGAAUUAGGAGCUUGCAUUUUGAUCGUCAUAUCUCUCAUUGGUAAAGUUGGAGGAUUCAUUGCUUCAAUUCCUCUUGUGAUGGUUGCUGCUCUCCUGUGCUUUAUGUGGUCCAUGCUGACAGCACUAGGGCUAUCAAAUUUACGUUAUAGUGAGGCAGGAAGCUCUAGAAAUGUGAUUAUAGUUGGGCUUUCCUUGUUCCUCUCUUUGUCAAUACCAGCCUACUUCCAGCAAUAUGGAACCAUACCAAAUGCUAAUCGUUCUGUACCAAGUUAUUUUCAGCCUUACAUUGUUGCAUCUCAUGGGCCCAUCCAAACAAAGAAUGAUGGUGUGAACUAUGUGUUAAACACAUUGUUUUCAUUUCACAUGAUCAUUGCAUUUUUGAUAGCUGUGAUCCUAGACAAUACUGUUCCUGGUAGCCGCCAAGAACGUGGUGUUUAUGUGUGGUCCCGAGCAAAAACAGCAAGAAGAGAGAUAGAUAUGGCCAAAGACUAUGAGUUGCCCUUCAGAUGCGGUCGAAUUUUCAGAUGGGUUAAAUGGGUGGGCCUAUGAGAGUCGAGAGGAGUUGGAGUUUUCUCCAGUCGCUCGAUGGAGGCAGAUGAUUGAACAGAUAAAGAAAGGAAUUGGUGGGUGUAUUAUACAUGUACGAGUAUGAGGUCUCCACGAUGAAACAAAAGAGCCAGAUGGAAAAGAAACACUGUAAUUUUAAGAGUUUUUUUGGCUUUCUUUCUUGAAAUUACACAGGCAUUAUGUGAAGGCUAAGAAUUCAUGAGCGGUUUUUUGUUUAGAGUUUUGUAAAUGUAUGUGAGUUUCCUGUAUGAAAAUAUGUUGUUGGGAGGUUUCUUUUUGUGAGCAUGUAUUAAAAUUUCGGUGUCCUUGUCCUUUUUC